Molecule: messenger RNA, 766 nt
Organism: Brassica oleracea var. oleracea
Lineage: Eukaryota; Viridiplantae; Streptophyta; Magnoliopsida; Brassicales; Brassicaceae
Product: calmodulin
Exons: 2
Coding region: 82-531 (149 amino acids)
Molecular function (GO): calcium ion binding; enzyme regulator activity
Source: RefSeq, a predicted model, not a curated record
CCGAAAGAAAAGAAUCAGUCUCGUAACUUUUGUCGGAUUUCCCCCAAAAAGGAAAAAAAAAAAGCUAAGAAGAAAGAAAAAAUGGCGGAUCAGCUCACCGAUGACCAGAUCUCAGAGUUCAAGGAAGCCUUUAGCCUCUUCGACAAGGAUGGUGACGGUUGCAUCACCACCAAGGAGCUCGGAACCGUGAUGAGGUCUCUAGGGCAAAACCCAACCGAAGCUGAGCUGCAAGACAUGAUCAACGAGGUCGAUGCAGACGGCAACGGUACCAUCGAUUUCCCCGAGUUCCUGAACCUGAUGGCGAGGAAAAUGAAGGACACUGACUCAGAGGAAGAGCUCAAGGAAGCCUUCAGGGUUUUCGACAAAGACCAGAACGGUUUCAUCUCUGCAGCUGAGCUUCGUCAUGUGAUGACUAACCUCGGGGAGAAGCUAACCGAUGAGGAAGUUGAUGAGAUGAUCCGUGAAGCUGAUGUUGAUGGUGAUGGUCAGAUCAACUAUGAUGAGUUCGUUAAAGUCAUGAUGGCUAAGUAAGUGAGUGAGUGUGAGAGAGAGAGUCUUACUAUCCCUUGUUUAAAAAAAGCCUUAACCUAAAAAGAAUGAUACAUUGGCUUUGAUUAUGGUUGUGUUCUUUAGGACAUGUUUUUGCUUCUUUUCUGUUUUAUUUGUCUGCUUCGGCUAAGCUAUCUCUUUAGUGUUAUGUCAAGUAUGAACUUCGUGUUUUGCUUAUCCUUUGACAAUUGAUAUUCUCUCUUCUUAUUUGUUUUAA